This is a messenger RNA of Saccoglossus kowalevskii, 1002 nucleotides long. RefSeq lists its product as uncharacterized. Gene Ontology annotation, molecular function: RNA polymerase II cis-regulatory region sequence-specific DNA binding; DNA-binding transcription activator activity, RNA polymerase II-specific. Gene Ontology annotation, biological process: regulation of transcription by RNA polymerase II. The record is from RefSeq and is a predicted model, not a curated record. Gene Ontology annotation, cellular component: nucleus. Lineage: Eukaryota; Metazoa; Hemichordata; Enteropneusta; Harrimaniidae.
AUGGAAAUGAUAAUUGUAACAUAUCCCGUUGAACAAUCUGAGAAGAGUCUUGAGUCUUCAGGUCCUUCCAGUCAGCAGAUACAACAAACACAUUCAAAUGGGAAGCCUUAUCAAUGUGAAUAUUGUGAGAAGGGUUUUUCACAAUCGUAUACACUCAAGCGACACAGGCAAACACAUAUCAAUGAUAAACUAUUUUAUUGUAAACAAUGUGAGAAGAGUUUUGCCAGUGCAGGUACUCUCAAAGUACAUAUGCUUACACAUACAAAGAUCAAGGCUUAUCAUUGUGAACAUUGUAAUAGGAGUUUUGCUCGGUCAACUCAUCUAAAACAGCAUAAGUUAACACAUACCAAGGAGAAGCCUUAUCUAUGUCAACACUGUGGGAAUAGAUUUGCCAGAUCAGAUAAUCUGAAACGACAUAUAGAGACACAUACCAAUAAGAAACCAUUUCCUUGUGAAUAUUGUGAGAAGAGUUUUUUCAAGUCAUGUAAUCUAAAACAUCACACACGAACACAUACAGGUGAGAAGCUCAAUCAUACAAAUGAGAAGCCUUAUCAUUGUGAAUAUUGUAAUAGGAAUUUUGCUCGGUCAACUCAUCUGAAACAGCAUAAGUUAACACAUACCAAGGAGAAGCCUUAUCUAUGUCAACACUGUGGGAAUAGAUUUGCCAGAUCAGAUAAUCUGAAACGACAUAUAGAGACACAUACCAAUAAGAAACCAUUUCCUUGUGAACAUUGUGAGAAGAGUUUUUUCAAGUCAUGUAAUCUAAAACAUCACAUGCGAACACAUACCAAUUGGAAGUCUCAUCAAACAAAUGAGAAACCUCAUCAUUGUGAACAUUGUAAUAAGAGUUUUGCUCGGUCACAUAAUCUAAAAUUGCAUAAGUUAACACAUACCAAGGAGAAACCUCAUCUAUGUCAACACUGUGGGAAGAGAUUUGCUAGAUCAGAUAAUCUUAAACAGCAUAUACACAGACAUCUUAAGAAACCAUGUCAUGUAAUCUAA